GAGCUAACCCAUGAGUGGGCGGGGUGAUGGCGGGAGGAGUUUCGCAGCCAAUGGGCUGCAAAAGGAUCGGAGGGAGGUGGGACUUGCCCUAGCCAAUGGACGGGCGCGGCGCCGUUGCCGCUCUAGGCCGCUCCGCCCCAGCUCGCUGGUCCCAGAAGGCGCCGGGUUUCCCAAGAUGGCGGCAGACGUGUCCGUUACUCACCGGCCCCCGCUGAGCCCGGAGCCCGAGGCUGAGGCCGAAGCGGGCAGUGUCGGGGAGCGCAGGGCGCAGGACGAGAAGCUACCGCCGCUAGAUCCCGAAGAGGUGCGGAGCCGCCUGGAGCGGACUGAGCGCCAGUUCCGUAACCGCCGAAAGAUCCUCAUCCGGGGCCUCCCGGGGGACGUGACCAACCAGGAAGUUCAUGACCUCCUCAGUGACUAUGAGCUCAAGUACUGUUUUGUGGACAAGUACAAGGGAACUGCAUUUGUGACUCUAUUGAAUGGGGAACAAGCAGAGUCAGCAAUCCGUGCAUUUCACCAGACCCACCUGAGAGAUAAGGAGCUGUCAGUGCAAUUGCAGCCUACAGAUGCCCUGCUUUGUAUCGCCAACUUGCCCCCAAGCUACACACAGCAGCAGUUUGAGGAGCUGGUGAGGCCCUUUGGCAACCUGGAGCGCUGUUUCCUGGUGUACAGUGAGCACAGUGGUCACUCCAAGGGCUAUGGCUUUGUGGAGUAUAUGAAGAAGGAUUCAGCAGCUCGAGCUAAGUCAGACCUGCUGGGCAAGCCACUCGGCCCCCGGACACUCUAUGUUCAUUGGACAGAUGCCAGCCAGCUAACUCCAGCACUAUUGCAUUCACGUUGCCUCUGUGUUGACCACCUACCCCAAGGCUACAGUGAUGUGGAUGAACUUCGACAGGCUCUCUCUUCUGUACACCCUCCUACCUUUUGCCAGCUUGCAUAUGGGCAGGAUGGACAGUUGAAGGGAUUUGCAGUAUUGGAGUAUGAGACUUCACAGAUGGCUGAAGAAGCUCAGCAGCAAGCAGAUGGGAUGGUCCUGGCUGGGAGCCCUAUCAGAGUCUCUUUCUGUGCCCCAGGUCCCCCUGGCCGAAGUAUGCUAGCUGCCCUCAUUGCUGCCCAGGCCACAGCUCUGAACAGAGGGAAAGGGCUGCUGCCUGAGCCAAACAUUCUUCAGAUCCUCAGUAGUUUAGGCCCCCCUGCGUCGCUACAACUUCUCCUGAAUCCCCUGUUGCACGGCCCUGGGAGUGGAAACAAGCAGGGCCUCCUGGGUGCACCUCCAGCCAUGCCCCUGUUAAAUAACCCAGCUUUGUCUACAGCAUUGCUCCAGCUUGCCCUACAGACUCAGAACCAAGUCCAGCAGAAACCAGGAAUCCUUGGAGACUCUCCCUUGGGUUCAUUCCAGUCUGGAGCCCAGCCUGGCCCUACGCUUCUUGGAGAGUUACCGGCAGGAGGAGUCCUGCCCUCUGACAUGCCCCCAGUUCGAGGAAAGCCACCGUCACUCUUGCCACCCCUGCUGGGUACAGCAGGGGGAGACCGUGAAGCUCUGGCACUAGGGGCUUCAGCUCCUCAGCUCACUCCACCCCCUGCCUCCCUCCGAGGCUCUGUCCUCAGUGGAUUACAGAAGUUGAGUGAGAAUGGGCCCCCACCAUCCUCUGGGGUCUCACUGUUGGGAGAGCCACCCAAGGACUUCAGGAUCCCCCUAAACCCUUAUUUAAACCUUCACAGUCUCUUGCCUACAGGGGGAAGCAGCAAAGCCUUUAACCUGAAAUCCAGCAUGCUGGGCAGUGCUUCCAGCACCCGACUGUCUGCCGAGGCCGGCCUCUCCUCAGAUGGCUAUGGCUUUGACUACCCAUCGGACUUAGGACCACGGCGUAUGUUUUCCCAUCCCCGAGAAUCUGUGGGGCCCAUGCUAGGACCACUUGGGCAUAGCAGACAUAAGGUAACAGCUCCCUUUUGUCCAGCCCAUCCCAUUCUAGCUUUCUUCCACAAUCUCAUCCUGGCCUCUGUUUUCUUGGCUCCUUACAGAUGUCUCCCCCACCCAGUGGAUUUGGAGAGCGGGGGAGUGGAAGUGGGGGGCUUCCCCACUUUUAUUCGGGCUCCCCUACCUCCUACUUUACCAGUGGUCUGCAGGCUGGCCUCAAGCAGAGUCACCUCAGCAAGACUCCCAUGGGUGGCCAGAAACGGGGCUUCUCGCACCUGCUUCCUUCCCCAGAGCCCAGCCCUGAAGGAGGCUAUGUGGGCCAGCAUUCCCAGGGCCUGGGGGGCCACUAUGCAGAUUCCUACCUAAAACGCAAGAGGAUAUUCUAAUGAACCCCUGGCCAGAAUCUUCACCCUACCCUAGGCUGGCAGACUGCUUUUAAAGCCCACUCUUGGAUUUCCAAUUUAAAAAAACAAACAACAAAUUGUAUGUAAAGAACUUGCCUUCUGAACAGGGCCAGCCCCCUUAGACCCAGCCCCUUUCUUCUCAGUAGAAAUGGCUGUGCUAGGGGAUGGGGGUUGUUCCCUCCAAUACCAGCACCUUUUGACACCCUCCCUGGGACCCUGUAGCUCUUGAGGUUCAGUGUUUCAGUUGUUGUGGUGGAGAAGAAGAAAAAUGAGGGGGGUAUCCUCCCAGUAACAAGUAGGGACCAGAUUGGGCAGGGGUCAAGAUGUCUUCUCCCCAUACUCUGGGAUCUAUGUCACUCUUCCAGGGCAAUGUCCUUGCCCUGCCCCACUUUGGACUUUUGGGGGGCCACCAGAGACCCUGUCCCCAAAACAUUGUAGCCUUAAGAGGCCCCCAGGGUUUGUGACCUCAUUCUUGCUUUCUCCUCAGUACCCUUUGCUCUGUGACCCCUUUCUUCAGUGUCUUUUAUUCUCUGUUCAUCCUCUGUCAUCUCGUUGUGUGUCUUGUCUUGCUCUUCUCUUUCUCCUUGGUGUCUCUUGAGAGGCGUCUUGGGCUCCCUGGGUGGUUCCAUCAGGCUGGGCCUAUGCUGGAUCCUGGGGUUUGAGUGCCUUGGACAUCAUGCAGCAGUUCCUUUAGGGAGAUGCUGCAUCUGUAGGUUGCCUUUAAAAUUUUUUUUUUAACAAUUGUUAUUUUCUUGUGUGUGUUGUUGUUUUUUAAUAAGAAGCCAGGAAAAACUCAGCUUCCUGAUUCCCAUGCAUUCUAGGGAGCCCGGGAAGUUCAACUUUUAAUAUUUUCUUUAUGGCUUUAAAUUUCUUAGCCAUAUGUUAGAGGUGAUUUUUGGCCCCUCCCCUUUUUUCUUUUUGGAAUGCUGCAGGUGAGGCUGCCUCCCACCCCCUGCUGCUGCUUCUGGUCUUUUUAGAAAUGGCCCUUUUUCUGUCCCCAGAUGCCUUAAGGCCCUGAGCCUCAGUCCCAGGCCAGUCCAGAGAACUCAGCAUCUGUGGUUCAUUCUGAAGCUGCUGGGGCUACACUUCUCUCCUUAAAACUCAGGACCAAACAAGCUGAGAGAGGAAGGACAGCUUGGGAGGCGAGCCUUUCAGCCAGCCCAUCCUCUUAUCAGCUCAGCUGGAGAGUGACUUUCUGCUGGAUUAUAAAUGCAGCAUUUGCAGAGGUCUCCUUUGAAAUAAAGCUUUAUCUUUCAUUUCACCCAUACUUCGCUCCUAGUUGCUUUUUAUGGUGAAAUUCUUUCGGCCCAACUAUAUCAGCUGGAGACUCCCAGCUUCCCCUAGCUAGCCCUAAGGCCAAAGUCUCCAUGCAGAAUGAUACCUUCUUUAAUGCCCCCAGGGAGAGAAAAGGGCCAUCGCGGGCCUCUGAUUUUAGGGUAGGCUGCCCCCUCUCCCAAACUCUUAAGUGAGCCAACCCCUUCUAGUGCCUCCAUGUGCCCCUGGCACACCACCUCAUACGCCUAUCCCCAAGACCUGCCAUGCUUUCCUCCAUUGCACUCCCACAUUCCCAAUAUUUCUUCCUAAUCUGUACUUUGUCUUUGUCAUCCGAGCUAGACCUAGUUGGACUACCCGUCCCGGGGCUCUGGGCUCAGACUUGCUGUCUUUGAACCAGCCCUAGCUUCCAGGGGCAAGGUUUUCAGUGCCUCCACUGUCUGUCCUACAGGAACCCUGGGUGGGGGGGUAGUAGCUCUGUCCUCGUAAAUAUGACUGUCCCUUGAAAUCUACAUUUGCUGAAUUAAAGUUUUUAAGUAAAAUGAUUUUAACAAAA
Antechinus flavipes (yellow-footed antechinus) is the source of this 4150-nucleotide messenger RNA. It is a transcript of the gene RAVER1, whose product is annotated as ribonucleoprotein, PTB binding 1. Bases 11 to 2284 code for a protein of 757 amino acids. Gene Ontology annotation, molecular function: RNA binding. The transcript is spliced from 12 exons. The record is from RefSeq and is a predicted model, not a curated record. NCBI's taxonomy places the organism in Eukaryota, Metazoa, Chordata, Mammalia, Dasyuromorphia, Dasyuridae.